Messenger RNA from Telopea speciosissima, 1073 nucleotides. Its product is annotated as CMP-sialic acid transporter 1-like. The coding region runs from base 17 to 1024 and encodes 335 amino acids. The transcript has 8 exons. The record is from RefSeq and is a predicted model, not a curated record. Gene Ontology annotation, molecular function: pyrimidine nucleotide-sugar transmembrane transporter activity. NCBI's taxonomy places the organism in Eukaryota, Viridiplantae, Streptophyta, Magnoliopsida, Proteales, Proteaceae. Gene Ontology annotation, cellular component: Golgi membrane. Gene Ontology annotation, biological process: pyrimidine nucleotide-sugar transmembrane transport.
AUGUGCGGGCAAGAAGAUGCAGUGGUACUUCGUAGCUGCGCUUCUCACCAUUCUUACCAGUUCACAGGGAAUUUUGACAACACUUUCACAAAGUGACAGGGGAUAUAAGUAUGACUAUGCCACUGUUCCUUUUCUUGCUGAAGUUUUUAAGCUCUUGGUUUCUUCUUUUCUUCUUUUGAGGGAAUGCAAGUCAUCACCUCUUCCAAGGAUGACCACAGAAUGGAAAAGCGUGCGUUUGUACCCUAUUCCUUCCAUUAUAUACCUAAUCCACAACAAUGUUCAAUUUCUUACCCUUACAUAUGUGGAUACAUCCACAUAUCAGAUCAUGGGUAAUCUGAAGAUUGUCACCACUGGCAUAUUAUUCAGGCUGUUCCUGAAGAGGAAAAUGUCUAAUCUGCAGUGGAUGGCAAUUGUUCUGCUAGCUGUUGGUACAACCACAAGCCAGGUUAAAGGUUGUGAUCAGGCUUCAUGCGACUCCCUUUUCUCUGCACCAAUUCAGGGUUAUAUGUUGGGGAUCCUGUCUGCUUGUCUCUCGGCAUUAGCGGGUGUUUGUACUGAAUUUCUGAUGAAGAAGAACAAUGACAGCCUGUACUGGCAGAAUGUACAAUUAUAUAUGUUUGGUGCAAUCUUCAAUAUGGCAUGGUUUAUCCUGGAUGAUUUCAAGCAUGAACUUGAGCAGGGACCAUGGUGGCAACGCCUAUUUAAUGGAUACAGUUUUACGACAUGGAUGGUGGUAUUAAAUCUUGGAUCUACUGGGUUACUAGUUUCAUGGUUAAUGAAGUAUGCUGACAAUAUUGUGAAGGUGUACUCCACAUCAAUGGCAAUGCUUCUCACAAUGGCGUUAUCUGUGUAUCUCUUCGAUUUCAAGCCUACACUGCAGCUUUUCUUGGGGAUUACUAUUUGUAUGAUGUCACUACAUAUGUAUUUUGCUCCUGCAAGCAUGCUUUUAGAUUUGCCUUCGACAGUAAAAGUAGCCCCUGAGAAACUUGCUGAAGUUUCUGUUGAUCGAACAACAGAUUCCUGAUGUUAAUUUUUCACACCUUUAGAUCAACUAAUUCUUCAUUCAGUGUCCA